This is a messenger RNA of Ctenocephalides felis (cat flea), 892 nucleotides long. RefSeq lists its product as uncharacterized. Bases 1 to 780 code for a protein of 259 amino acids. The transcript has 8 exons. Lineage: Eukaryota; Metazoa; Arthropoda; Insecta; Siphonaptera; Pulicidae. The record is from RefSeq and is a predicted model, not a curated record.
AUGGGGAAUGUGACGGAUUUGAUAAAUUCGCAACCACGAUCUUUAUCAAUUGACAACUUAGAAAAUCAUUCUCCAGCAUCGGGACGGCAUUCUUUAGGAAGUUCGCCUAUUAAUGUGGUAUCCAACGCCUUUCUGUCUCUCGAUUGCAAAGUUUUGGAUGACAGAUCUUCUGCACAUCAUAGAUCGGAUGAUACUUCUAACGACAGCGCGAGUAGCACUACGAAAAGUACUGAGACGACUGUUACCAGAAAUGGUUCCCAUUGCUCAGUGUGGUCCAGGCCAAAUCAGACAAGUGUAAAACCUAGGCCCUGGUCGGUUUCUGGUGCCGACAGACAGAAUACUGACUUCCAAUUCUACGAUGAACAACUAUCACCGUCAUCUCAUAAUAACGACUCACUGCUCAUGGACGGCAUGGAUAAUGAAUUGACUGGUAUCAACAAAAAUAUGGUCGGUACAGCAACCGGUGGUAGUAUACUGGGUAUUAGUCCUGGUACGAUUGGGACAAGUCUGGUUGGAGGAAGUAUUGUUGGAAUUACGCCUGGUGCUGCUUUAGAACGACGAAGUGUGAAAGAAUUAGCUGCAGGUUUGAACCGUAUAGAAAACCCUAGAGAUUUGCCUCCAAAGUCUUUAGACAACAUACCACGUAAAUCAAUUUCUAAAAGCAAAUUGAUUACAUCCAGGUUUGAGGAGACUCUGGCUGAAGCAUUACAACAACCAGCAAAAAGAUCUGUAACUCGACAUAGUAUAGUUCGUGACACCCGUGACUCAGUUGAUGUAUGACACUGCUGUACAUCAUUCAUUAUUUAUGGCUUAGUUUAAAAUUAAAAUUUCAGUAUUUUUAUAAAAUUAUGUUUCCCAUAAUCCUGCUUUAAAAUCGCUGGUUCGAGCUGCA